This is a messenger RNA of Coffea arabica (coffee), 725 nucleotides long. Lineage: Eukaryota; Viridiplantae; Streptophyta; Magnoliopsida; Gentianales; Rubiaceae. The record is from RefSeq and is a predicted model, not a curated record.
CUAUUUUUAGUUUUAGUAUGACAGAAGAUCAGAAAUUUUGACGAAUUGAGGAAAUCCUAGUUGAUCCUGAGUUGUUUUAACAAAAUUGAUAAAAGCCCAGUUGGUUAAUUUUCAAGAAACAGUCUCCAAUAAUGGCUGAUAUUCCAGACUGUAAGGCUCUCAAAAGAAAUGCUAAGACCCCAGAUGGCAAUGAUGAAGAAAUUGAUAGGUUGAGUGCCCUUCCGGAUGAAAUUCUCUGCCACAUCCUGUCAUUCCUUUACAGUACAGAAGAUGCAGCACUGACCUCAGUCCUAUCCACCAGAUGGAGAAACCUUUUUGUUCAACUUCCUGAUGUUUAUCUCAGCAUCAAUACAGCUAGGCCUUUUAUGGGCGAAGAUGCUGAUCCGGAUCUUAUGUUCCCUGAUUUUCUAAACUUCGGCUUUAGACUUAUUCUGCGACGAAAUGGAGCUCCUUUAAGGAAAUUUCGUCUCUUUGUAAGACCCUGUGGUGACAAUUAUCGAUUAGGAAUUCACUCGUUGAUAUCCGCUGCACUUCUGUGCAAGGUCAAAGAACUUGAUAUUUGUCUGAUGGAGGAUGAAACAAGCAGAUUAUCACCACCGUUAAUGUUCACCUGCAAAACACUAGUGAGUUUGAAACUGUGGAAGGCUGUGGAUCUGAUCAUCCCUGACUUAGUUUCUUUACCAAACCUUAAGGUAAUGCACUUGAUAGGCUUCAAAAUGAAUUGA